AGAAGCCGCUUGUUUAGUGUCGAAACGACAGCCGCAGCGAGCAGUCACCUGAAAACGAUGGGAAAACUAGUACUUUACGGAGUGGAGCCAAGUCCGCCGGUGCGGGCCUGCAAACUGACCCUGGACGCCCUGGGCCUCCAGUACGAGUAUAAGCUGGUGAACCUGCUGGCCGGGGAGCACAAGAGCAAGGAGUACACCCUGAAAAACCCGCAACACACUGUGCCCCUGCUGGAAGACGACGGCAAGUGCAUCUGGGAGAGCCACGCCAUUUGCGCUUACCUAGUGAGGCGCUAUGCCAAGGACGAUGCCCUGUAUCCCAAGGAUUACUUCAAGCGUGCUCUUGUGGAUCAGCGGCUGCACUUCGAGUCGGGCGUAUUGUUCCAGGGCUGCAUUCGGAACAUCGCCGCUCCGCUGUUCUAUAAAAACGAGACAGAGGUCCCGCGCUCCAAGAUCGAUGCCAUCUACGAGGCCUAUGACUUUCUGGAGCUGUUCGUCGGGAAUCAGCAAUACUUGUGCGGGGCGGGCAUAACCAUCGCCGACUACAGUAUGGUCUCGUCGGUUACCAGUCUAGUCGGCUUGGCCCCCGUCGAUGAGAAGCGCUACCCCAAGCUGAGUGGCUGGCUCAACAGGAUGGCCGCCCAACCUAAUUAUCAGUCGCUCAACGGAAACGGCGCACAGAUGUUGAUCGACAUGCUUAGCUCGAAGAUCACGAAAAUUGUGUAACUUUGUAUUCUAGCUCUACAGGUUAGCAAUGAGAUUGUCGCUGGCUACGUAACAAUAAAGCUUCUAUUUGUAUACACCUUACAAAAA
This is a messenger RNA of Drosophila biarmipes, 810 nucleotides long. RefSeq names its product glutathione S-transferase 1 (gene GstE9). Bases 58 to 723 code for a protein of 221 amino acids. Gene Ontology annotation, molecular function: glutathione transferase activity. Gene Ontology annotation, biological process: glutathione metabolic process. NCBI's taxonomy places the organism in Eukaryota, Metazoa, Arthropoda, Insecta, Diptera, Drosophilidae. The transcript has a single exon. The record is from RefSeq and is a predicted model, not a curated record.